Lachancea thermotolerans CBS 6340 is the source of this 3042-nucleotide messenger RNA. RefSeq names its product alpha-ketoglutarate dehydrogenase KGD1 (gene KGD1). Gene Ontology annotation, molecular function: oxoglutarate dehydrogenase (succinyl-transferring) activity; thiamine pyrophosphate binding. Lineage: Eukaryota; Fungi; Ascomycota; Saccharomycetes; Saccharomycetales; Saccharomycetaceae. Gene Ontology annotation, biological process: tricarboxylic acid cycle. The transcript has a single exon. Gene Ontology annotation, cellular component: mitochondrion; oxoglutarate dehydrogenase complex. The record is from RefSeq and is a predicted model, not a curated record. The coding region runs from base 1 to 3042 and encodes 1013 amino acids.
AUGUUGAGAGGCAUCAGCCGCUUUUCUCAACAAUCGGUCGCAAAAAGGGCGCUGUACCGUAGUGGAAACCAAUGUGUAAGGGGAAACUGGGGCACUAGGUGCCUGGCGACCAACAGCAGCGACAACUUCCUGUCGACAACAAAUGCGGCGUACAUCGACGAGAUGUACGAGGCGUGGCAGAAGGACCCCACGUCCGUGCACGUCUCGUGGAACGCGUAUUUCAAGAACAUGGGCAACGCCGGCAUCCCGGCGUCGUCCGCGUUCGUGGCGCCUCCCACGCUAGUGUCGCACCACACCGGUGCCCAGAUCCCACAAGACAUGGUCAUGGGGGCCUCAGGCACCAUGGAUCAGGGCAUUCUCACACACUUGAAGGUUCAGCUGCUCUGCAGAGCGUAUCAAGUGAGAGGCCAUCAGAAAGCCCACAUCGACCCCCUGCAGAUCUCGUUCGGCGACGACAAGUCCAAGCCCUUGCCUAAAGAAUUGACUCUGGAGCACUAUGGGUUCACGGAACGCGACUUGGACCGCGAGAUCACGUUAGGUCCAGGUAUUUUGCCCCGCUUCACUCGAGAAGGCAAGAAAGCCAUGACCUUGAGGGAGAUCAUCGCGGCGCUGGAGAAGCUGUACUGUUCUUCUUACGGUAUCGAGUACAUUCACAUUCCUUCUAGAGCCCAGUGUGACUGGCUCAGAGAGAGAAUCGAGAUCCCUCAGCCUUACCACUACACCAUCGAUCAGAAAAGACAAAUUUUGGAUAGACUGACCUGGGCAACCUCAUUCGAGACCUUUCUAUCCACCAAAUUCCCAAACGACAAGCGUUUCGGUCUAGAAGGUCUAGAGGGUGUCGUGCCGGGCAUCAAGACGCUGAUCGACAAAUCCGUAGAGCUAGGUGUCGAGGACGUUGUCCUGGGUAUGGCUCACCGUGGUAGACUGAAUGUACUGUCUAACGUGGUGCGUAAACCAAACGAAUCUAUUUUCUCAGAGUUCCAAGGCUCUGCUGCUCCUGAGGAGUACGAGGGCUCGGGUGACGUGAAGUACCACUUGGGUAUGAAUUACCAGAGACCUACCACGUCCGGGAAAUACGUCAAUUUGUCGCUGGUCGCUAACCCAUCGCACUUGGAGUCUCAAGACCCUGUCGUCCUUGGUAGAACAAGAGCUAUCAUGUUUGCCAAGAAUGACUUAGAUAAAUAUCAGAAGGCCAUGGGUGUUUUACUGCAUGGUGACGCGGCUUUCGCCGCCCAAGGUGUCGUUUAUGAAACUAUGGGAUUCAGCCAUCUUCCCGAUUACUCAUCUGGUGGUACCAUCCACAUCAUCACAAACAAUCAGAUCGGUUUCACCACUGACCCAAGAUUUGCAAGAUCUACGCCAUACCCAUCUGAUAUCGCUAAAGCCAUCGAUGCACCAAUUUUCCACGUGAACGCCAACGAUGUGGAAGCUCUAACUUUCAUUUUCAACCUAGCUGCAGAGUGGAGAGCCACAUUCCACACAGACGCUAUCAUAGAUGUAGUUGGGUGGAGAAAGCAUGGUCAUAAUGAAACUGAUCAACCAUCUUUCACCCAGCCGCUAAUGUACCAGAAGAUCAGCAAACAGAAGUCCGUCAUUGACGUUUACACCGAGAAGCUAAUUUCGGAAGGCUCUUUCACCAAAAAGGACAUUGACGAACACAAGCAAUGGGUUUGGGGCUUAUUUGAAAAGGCUUUCGAGAAGGCAAAGGAUUACGAACCUACAUCUAGAGAAUGGUUGACUGCCGACUGGGCCAACUUCAAAUCUCCAAAGGAACUUGCGACCGAGAUUUUGCCCCACGAACCAACUGUAGUCCAGCAAGAAAAACUGAAAGAAAUCGGAAAAAUCAUUUCCUCUUGGCCAGAAGACUUCGAGGUCCACAGAAACUUGAAGAGAAUUCUGACUAAUAGGGGUAAGUCAAUUGAGAAAGGGGAAGGAAUUGACUGGUCUACAGGUGAAGCUUUGGCGCUGGGUUCUUUGGCUACGGAAGGCUACCACAUCAGAGUUUCCGGUGAAGACGUCGAGAGAGGUACUUUUUCUCAAAGACACGCGGUUUUGCAUGAUCAAAAGUCUGAAAGAACCUACACUCCCCUGCAGCACCUGAGUGACAAACAAGCAAACUUUACUAUUUGUAACUCUUCUCUUUCCGAAUACGGAUGCAUGGGUUUCGAGUAUGGUUAUUCGCUUACUUCUCCAGAUUUCCUUGUCAUGUGGGAAGCUCAAUUUGGUGACUUUGCUAACACGGGACAGGUCAUCAUUGACCAGUUUUUGGCAGGCGGUGAAGCUAAAUGGAAACAGCGUUCCGGAUUGGUUCUGUCCUUACCACACGGUUACGACGGACAAGGUCCAGAACACUCUUCAGGUCGUCUGGAAAGAUUCCUGCAAAUGGCUAACGAAGACCCUAGAUAUUUCCCUUCGGAAGAGAAGCUGCAGAGACAGCACCAGGACUGCAAUUUCCAAGUUGUCUACCCAACCACCCCUGCUAACUUGUUCCACAUCUUGAGAAGACAACAACAUCGUCAAUUCCGGAAACCUUUGAUUCUUUUCUUCUCGAAACAGCUUCUGCGUCAUCCUUUGGCUAGAUCCAAGCUGUCUGAUUUCAGUGAUAAUGGGUUCCAAUGGAUCAUUGAGGAUGUUGAGCAUGGCAAGAGUAUUGCCUCCAAGGAAGAGACCAAACGCUUGGUCAUAAUGAGUGGCCAGGUAUACACUGCUCUCCACAAAAAGCGUGAGUCUCUCGGGGACAAGAAUACUGCCUUCCUCAAGGUUGAACAGUUACAUCCAUUCCCAUUCGCACAGCUACGCGACUCGCUGAACUCUUAUCCAAACUUGGAAGACAUUGUGUUCUGCCAGGAGGAGCCAUUAAACAUGGGCUCCUGGGCCUACGCGGCACCAAGGUUGGGAACCGUUCUGAAAGAAACCGACAAAUACAAGGAUUUCGAAGUGAGGUUUGCUGGUAGAAACCCAAGCGGAGCUGUUGCUGCGGGCUCAAAAGCUCUACAUGCUGCAGAGGAAGAAGCAUUUUUGAAGGAGGUGUUUGGUCAGUGA